UUGCAGUCAAAGUCCAAUCAAAUCCAUUCCCCCACUUCCCCCUUUGCGCUCUUCAUUCCAACCACCACAGUCAAGUCAUUCAAACGAAAAGAGCCAAAAUGCGCCAAGCAAGCAAUGCGCGGCUGCUUCUGUUGGUGGCGCUGCUGCUGCUGCUGAUCAGUGUUGCGGUGACGAGCCAGAUUGCGUGGGCAAUCACAGCAGAGAGCGAUGGUGCUGCUGAACAAGUGAUCGACUGGGACGCCGGCUCGCUCGACGGGAGUGGCCGCGAGACAGUCCUGGGCUUUGAUGCUGGCGACGACGGCUAUGCGGGCAGCGUCGGGGGGACGUCCGCCGAGCUGUUCGAGUACCUGCUGCACCCAGUCUCAACCCGCGCCUUCCUCGACAACUACUGGGACCACUCGCCGCUCGUCGUCCACCGAUGCCGCCAUGUCGAUGCUCGCACUGGACUCCGCCUUGGUCUGGAGCGGCCGUCAGCCAGCAAGUCCGCCAAUUCCGCGGCACCCGACUCGCCGCCCAAUCCCACUGUUGAUUGCCAUCCAGAGUCCGAUUCUGGUGAUGCGAAUGCUGCGGAUGAGCCGCGUUUCGUCAUCCGAGACUCAAGAUCCACUGCCAAGACCGAUACAAGCGAUGCCGAGCACUCUCGCGCAAACCACGAGCGCGACAAGUAUUCCGACAAUGAGGCAAACAGACACCCUCCAUUGCCAGUCUGUCCGGACGGCUCACCCGCUGUCCCAGUGCACGACUAUUACGCCGAUCUGCUCUCCCGCGACGACAUUGACCAUCCCCUGUGGUUUGCCUCGCUGCGACAGACUGGACCGACCAGUCAGCAAGCAUCCUCACAGGAACCACACGCUACCUACGCUUCGGGCGCGCCGCUCGUGAUUGACUUGCAAUCCCACUUUAUUCGAAAGGUCGACCGCCUGUUGCACUACCUCGGCGGGUUGACCGGGACGCGAGUCUCGGGCUUUGCUCACUUGGCUCCGCGCGCUGCACGUGCCUCCGCUCCUCGGUACGAUGUCGACAACCUCAUCAUUCUUCAGAUGGAAGGGAAGAGCUCUUGGCGGCUGUACCGCCAAGAAAUGGCCUACCCACUCGCAGCCAAAGAGCUGGCUCGCCGACAGACAUUCAAGCGCGUCGAGCUGGAUGCGCCAGAGCACCAGGUGGUCUUGCAAGCGGGUGAUUUGCUUCAUGUGCCUCGCGGUUGGAUUUACGACGUCGAGUCGCUGGCAGACGACCAAGACUUUCAUCUGACCGUGCGCCUCAAUCCUUCAGGCUCGACAAUGCGAGACCUCAUGCACUCGGUCGUGUAUUUUGCAGCGCAUACCAACUCGCACUCGCCCCUGUCCAAAGCGGUGCUCGCCGAUGUCUCGCAGCAGAAGGUGCGAGAAGACUAUUUGCACACCCUGAUCGACCGCAGCACCGCCGCGGACGGCCGCUUCCGCCAAAGUCUGCGGCUGGGCUGCUGGGGAGGCCAUCACACGGUUGUUUCCGGAGCCACAUUUCAGACGGUGCGAGAGUUGGUGCGCAUUCUCGCACAGUCGCCAGUCGUCGACAGCACGCAUGGCAGCGUCAAAACCAGUCUGUCUCGGAGCUUGGAGCUGCUGCUCGAAACCUUUUCCAUGAACUGGCCCAGCGCGUGGAGCCCCGGUGUGUGGGACGAUCCGUUGGUCGCGGACGCCGCCCAGAAGCUGGCGUCGCUCGAUGUGUUGACACCCAUGCACAUCCAGCCGCAAGGGUCGCCUCCUCGUGCGCUCCUGCCUUUUCAUCCCACAAUGCUUGACGUCUUUUUGCACGAUGAGGGCUGGAUGGCUGCCACGGCACUGUCAAACAAGCCUUGGCAAGAUUUUCUGGCCAAUUUUCAAGUCUUUACCCAGCGGCGUGCCCUGGUCGAGCAGCAGCAGCUGAGCAUUCGACGCGAGGCUCGAAAGCAAGACAAGCGCGGUCGCAUUGAUGCGCCGGCCCUUCCACUGCCCCCAACCGGCCCCGUGCCGCCGGAUUGGCAUCGAUGGCGGAUGCUGAACAAUGGCGUGCUGUCACACUGGGAAGACAUGCAGACUGUCUUAUCCGAGGACCAGCACAUGGAACGUCCGUUUGACGUUGCAGGUCUGCCAGCCUAUGGCUCGAGUGAGUGGCUGGUCGUGAGCAACGCCUUGUCUUCGCUCAUCACCUCGCACGAGACCGAGUCGCGCCCGGCCUCUGCGCCCGCAUUCGACCAGCUGGAUUUGAUUCGUGAACAGCUGACCGAAUCAACGCUUGUGCGAGCCGUGCCAAAGACUGAGGGCCAACUGCAGUACAUUGAAGCUCGGGGCGGGCUGUCCGAUUCGCUUCGAGAACUCUUGAAUGCCACCCGAAACACCAUUCACCCGCUAUUGCACCCAUUGCUGCUACCUCCCGUGCUGUACCGCGACCCCAUCCCGGAGGCGGCCUUUGUCUUCAACGGCCUUGCCAUCCCCGUUGCUCGACGAUUGCUGUUUGCAAUGCAGUUUGUUCUCUCCCGCACCUCGCUGUCCACAGUCCAUCUCGAGUACGAUGCCCGCAUCCGCCAUCAAGAGCAAAUGGUAAUGCUGGACAUUGACGUGCCGCCACCCAGUCUCGAAUCUGAAACGCUUCGCCAAUUCCGCAUUUCCGAUGUUCCCAUCCCCCGCGAAGCAAUGCUCUUGAACGAGUAUCGCCAGGAGCAAGUCCAGCUCGUGCGGUUAUUUGUUGUGCUUGGUCUUGUCGAGGUUGUUACGCUUUGAACCGAAUUCUGCAACAAAUCAACGACGCUGCAUCCAUUCUGGCAAACAACCCCACGCUUGCUGACUACAUUCAAUAGGCUUCAAUAGGCUGCUUUAUGAUCACGAGCAUGGGAGCGUAGGCCUCCAUUGACAAUGACUUUGGCAGCACCAAAAAUGGAUUCGUCGUUUUGAAUAGUUCGCGC
Molecule: messenger RNA, 2920 nt
Organism: Capsaspora owczarzaki ATCC 30864
Lineage: Eukaryota; Filasterea; Ministeriida; Capsasporidae
Exons: 2
Coding region: 99-2738 (879 amino acids)
Source: RefSeq, a predicted model, not a curated record